This is a messenger RNA of Neurospora tetraspora, 444 nucleotides long. RefSeq lists its product as uncharacterized. The record is from RefSeq and is a predicted model, not a curated record. The coding region runs from base 1 to 444 and encodes 147 amino acids. The transcript has 4 exons. NCBI's taxonomy places the organism in Eukaryota, Fungi, Ascomycota, Sordariomycetes, Sordariales, Sordariaceae.
AUGCUUACAUCCAUUCCAUGUUCCAGGACGGGAGCAGUGCAGGUUGGCUCAGACUUUGUCAGUUUGGCUGGUGUUGGUAACCUCACGAAGCUGGACGUCGGUCCCGUCCCGUACUUGCCUUAUAGAUGUCAUGGUUCCACCGAUCUCCGGCUGAUAGAUGUCUUAACAUUAUCCGGACCCCAGCGUUAUGGAAGCCGUCUCUGCGUAGCCUCUGGCGAUGGAACCGAGAGCCAGGCUCAAUUUGUCAACCGUGAGCCUGUAGACUUUGAACGACCCAUGCGUUCUUCAGGGUCGGUCGGGGGUAAAGAUUAUUGUUCCGAUAUCCGUUCACAGUCAGAAGGCGCCGUUACAGGAAGAAGCAGUUCGCCUGCUCUCCCCAACGUUAAGAAUACCGAAAACUUUACGAGUAUGGAUGACAAGGACAGAGGCCAUCUGAGAAUCUAA